Messenger RNA from Hydatigera taeniaeformis, 3795 nucleotides. The record is from the annotation of a GenBank genome assembly. NCBI's taxonomy places the organism in Eukaryota, Metazoa, Platyhelminthes, Cestoda, Cyclophyllidea, Taeniidae.
AUGUCUGCACGCUCGAAGAAGUCAAAACAAUUGCAAGCGACGUCUGAAAAGGUUUCCACGCCGAAAAAGGCAGAUCAUUCUCGAGCUACAUCUUCUACCGGCACCUCUGCUUCUGAAUGCACCGAGCAUAGGUCGUCUAGCCCUCUCGCUAUCAGCCGGGUUGAUGAAAAAGAGGAAUUAGCUCAUCUGAAUGAUCGUCUUGCAUCUUACAUAGACUAUGUGCGCAAGUUGGAACGGGACAAAGAGUGUUUGACUCGCCGCAUUUCUACAAUUUCUGAAGAGCGUCUCUCUCAAGUUGAUGAGGCUAGAAAAACCUAUGAGAAAGAAAUCGCAUCACUGCGACGUCUUGUCGAUGAUUUAGCCAAGGAAAAAGCAGCAAAAGAAGUAGAACUUAAAAAGCAUAUUGAUGACAUGAAUGAUGCAAAGGCAAAGCUUUGCAAGCGCGAUGCAGAGGUUCGUAGUCUUCAGCUCAAAGUUGACACACUCGAACGUGAUGUUGCUAUGUACAAACAGGAUUAUGAUCGAUAUCAACAGCUUCGUCCUGAAUACGACGAGGUGGAAAAGAAGCUAGAGGCUACGCGCAAAGGUCUUGAAGCCGAGACAGUUUUGCGCACAGAUCUGGAGAAUAAGGUCGCUAGUUUGCGGGAGGAACUGGACUUCAAGGAUCGCCUCUUUCAGGAGGAAAGAUCAAAGCUUGUUAUGCGAACUCUCACUGUUGAAGAGGAGGUUGAAGACAGAAAAGCCGCGGAGUUUGAGUCGCGUUUGGCUGAUGAGCUUCAGGCUUAUAGACAGCAGACUAAUGAUGAGCUGCAGCAGUAUCGUAUUCAGAUGGAAACAACAUUCCAGACAAAACUGGAGCAACUACAACAGGCCAAUGCGGAAGCUAACAAAGACAGUGGGAGGCUGAACGACGAGUUACUGGUUAUGCGUCGGCGCUGUGAUGACCUCUGUCAUGAGUUGGCCAAGAAGACGCGCGAGGUGGAUCUUUUGCAGAACCGUGUUCAUGACUUAGAGAGCCUCCUCAACAAGGCCCAUGACGACUAUCAGGCUCAGCUUGCAGCUGAGCGGGACGAAAUUAAGCGGCUCAAAGCAGAGCUGGAGCAAAGGUUUGCUGAGUUCACUGACCUCAUGAAUACAAAAAUUGCUCUGGAUCAGGAGAUUCUCAUGUACCGCAAAAUGCUUGAGGGUGAGGAGUCACGCCUAAAUCUCACUUCACCGAAGCGUACCAGCCCAUUCAGCGGUACUUAUAUGGGAGUAAAGAGGCGUCGGCUUGAUUCCGGCGACGAGUUGGAUGACGACUCGAGUUCCUGUGGGUCUCAGUUCGCAUUCCGUGUGUCGACAUCAGCUGUUGGAGACAUCGAGUUCACAGCCGAUCAAGACGGCUCAGGAAAGUGGAUUAAGCUGAUUAACGUCGCAAAGCAAGACAUUAACAUUGGCAAUUGGGCUCUGAAACAUCAGGCUGAUGGCGAGGAGGUGGUAUACAAAUUUGGUCGAGCUUUUAGCUUGAAACCUGGCGCCACUUGCACUGUUUGGAGUAGCGAUUCGGGUGUCACUCCCAAUCCUCCUGAAACUGUUGUUAUGAAAAAUCAGGUCUUCCAUUCCGGGGCCAAUAUCACCAUAACGCUCAUCAGUGAGGAUGAAAAGGCUAGUUUCUCUCGCUAUCUACAUGGGCUUUGUCUUGCUGCUUUCCCUCAUAUUCAAAUGCCUUCAUUUGCUCGUUCAAUGUCUGCUCGUAGCAAGAGGUCACAACAAGGGUCGGAGUCGACAAUCACCACUGCUAGGCGUACCACGUCUGUCACUGUUCCGUCUUCUGCGCCAUCAGGAGAUCGUCGACGCCAGCGUUCAGUGAGUCCACUGAAUAUCUCUCGUAACGAAGAGAAGGAAGAGUUGGCUGAGCUUAAUGACCGCCUUGCCUCCUAUAUCGAUUAUGUUCGCAAACUUGAGAUGGAUAAGGAGCAUCUGAAGCGCAAAAUUAAAACUUACUCAGAGGAACGUCUGAGCAAGCAUGAUGAUGCGCGGAAUACAUACGAGGCGGAGAUUGCCUCACUUCGUCGCCUUGUGGACGACUUAGCCAAGCAGAAAGCGGUGGCGGAGGUGGAGGCGGAGAAACACAAGGACGACGCAAAGACAGCUCAAUCAAAACUGGGCAAACGAGAGUCGGAAGUGCGUGGACUACAGCGCCGUGUUGAAGGUUUAGAGAGGGAUCUCACCGCCUACAAGCAGGAUCACGACCGUUACGAGGCACUUAAGCCUGAUUACGAUGCACUAGAGAAGAGAUGCACAGCUUUGCGGCGUGACCUUGACGCAGAAACGGUGCUUAGAAAUGAUCUUGAGAACAAGUUGGCAGGACUAAGAGAAGAGUUGAACUUUAAAAAUCGCCUACUGGAAGAGGAACGGUUGAAGGCAGUGGAGAGGACUAUCACAGUGGAGAGUGAAAUCGAAGAUAGGAAGGCAGCAGAGUACGAGUCUAAACUGUAUGACCAACUUCAGGCCUAUCGGGAUCAAACGGCGGAGGAUUUGUUGGCCUACAAGACUGAAAUGGAGCACACUUUUGAGAAUAAGUUAAAUCAACUGCGAGCAGCCAACAGUGAUGCCUCAAAAGAAACAGAUCGUCUGCGUGAUGAGCUCCUGGUGGUGCGUAAACGCAGCGACGAUUUGGAGCACGAAUUAGGCAAAAAAGUCGCCGAAGUAGAUCUCUUGAAACGGCGUGUUGAUGAACUGGAGCGCAUGCGUCGUCACGAGCGCGAUGACUACGAGAAGCGCCUUGCGCUCCAACGCGAGGAGCUGGCACGUCUCCAACGUGAACUGGAGAUCCAUUUCGCUGAGUUUGCUGAUCUCAUGAACACUAAGGUGGCGUUGGAUCAGGAGAUUCUGAUGUAUCGCAAGAUGCUUGAGGGUGAAGAGACGCGCCUCAACAUUCCAGUGAGUGGUCCACGUGAGGGUCCGGUUGCGGCAGGUGCAAAGCGCAGACGUCCACUUAAUGUGGACUACGACGAAGAGGAGGGAGAGGAGGAGGACGAGGGCAUCCACUCCACCAGCACGAGCUCCCUUGGUAGCUCCAUGCCGCGGGUCACUUACCGCGUCGCUACCAACUCCAACGGCAACAUCGAGUUCGCUCCUGACCAAAAUGAAAUGGGCAAAUGUGUGAAAAUUGUAAACUCCUCCGACGAGGCAUGUCAAAAUGGUCUUGGAACUGAAACCAACAUAGGCAAUUGGGUGCUGAAGCAAAAGGCGGACAGCCACGAAGUAACCUUCAAAUUUCCCCGUUCACUUAUUCUUCAGCCUGGAGCCAGUUGUCAGAUAUGGAACAGUGAUUCAGGUGCCACUAAUGACCCUCCCAAAGAUUUGGUUAUGAAGAAUCAGUCCUUCAAAAUGGGCACUAACAUCAGCUUUUCUCUGAUUGGAAAUGACAAGGAGGUAAGGAAACGCUCGGAACAAGCCAAUUGUCAAAUUACACGAGAGCAUGUUCGCUAUCCUCGAUUCUAUCCUCGUUCACAGUCGUCACUACCGUCGGAAGAGGUCAUCACCACAAUCAUAUUGACAACCCAUCUUGAUCUCAUGAACCCUUUCUUGAAGAAAUCCGGUCUGUGGACUUCUAAUGGCGUGCAUCGGCAAUUCCUCUGGGACGAUGCAGUGCUUCUCCGCGUCGUCAUGCCGGUCUCGGUGUUUAUACUUACACAGAGCAUUUGUUCGGUGUCUUUCUCACACCCUGCGCUACUGGUUCACGUCAUGUGGUUACUGCGGCUGUACACAGACCUUCAUGGACCAAUUGAGAAAUCAGGUUCACAAAAGUAG